Molecule: messenger RNA, 888 nt
Organism: Histoplasma mississippiense
Lineage: Eukaryota; Fungi; Ascomycota; Eurotiomycetes; Onygenales; Ajellomycetaceae
Exons: 4
Coding region: 1-888 (295 amino acids)
Source: RefSeq, a predicted model, not a curated record
AUGCGGGAUGCCGCAGUCCAUAUGCAACAGCCGGAAGACACAGAGGCAGUGUCCGUACAGGGGAUUUUGGAUCCCGACGGUGGCAAUGAUGAUGUAUGGGUGUCACAGCGGCUGAGAGAGUUCAAUGUGGAUGCAGAUGAUCAGGAGGCGGUGAUUGAAUUUUUGGGACAGAAGGUUGAGGGGCAGGGCAUCGAGCACAACCAGCUGGUGGAGAUGUUUUGUUGGCUGCGAGGGAUAUAUCAGGAGGCAGAGAGGGGGAAGAUGGAGUCAGAGGUCAAACCCGUUGGACCCAAACCCGUUGGACGUCGAAGCCGUUGGACGUCAAACCCGUCCCAGGAGGGAAUUAACCCGUUGGGAGUUGAACACGCCGGACCCAACCCGUUGGACGUCAAACCCGUUGGACGUCAAACCCGUCCCAGGAGCGCAUUAACCCGUUGGAAGUCGAACACGCUAUCCAACAGGUGGGGGUGGAAUGGACGUCCAUUCCAUUCAGGGUUAGAAAACCGACCAAUCAGAGCAGGGCAGAUUGGACGCCGUAGUGGAUAUGAAAUACAACAUAUCCAAAUCAAAAGCGAUAAUUCCGCCGGGAAGGGGUUACAUUGUGGUGUCAAAGUCAAUGAGUUGAGUCGAACACGCUGGACCCUAAGCCGUUGGACGUCAAACCCGUCCAACCAGGAGUCAGAGAUGGAGAGCCAGCAGGGUGAAACCCACAUCAGAUUCAACAGCACAUGCAGUCCCAGAAUGGCCAGAAGUGUGAGCAAGAGCACAGACAACAACAUAAAUGAAAGCAUCACCAAGAAUGAGGCUUCAACUAUCCCCUCGUCCGUAGGUUUGUGCAAAAUUAGCGUGGUUUCAUUAGUGUAUAUUAUACGAGAUCUCAUUGAAUAA